Molecule: messenger RNA, 3446 nt
Organism: Papilio xuthus (Asian swallowtail)
Lineage: Eukaryota; Metazoa; Arthropoda; Insecta; Lepidoptera; Papilionidae
Product: dipeptidase 1
Exons: 12
Coding region: 106-1425 (439 amino acids)
Biological process (GO): proteolysis
Molecular function (GO): metallodipeptidase activity
Source: RefSeq, a predicted model, not a curated record
GAGGAGAGGAGAUCGCUCGCAGUCGCACGUCGGUCGCACAGUCGAGCGUCGCACCGCACAGUCACAGUACCCGCGCGCAACCGGUGGCGAUAACACGUCGACCACAUGCCCGCCGUUCCCGACAACGAACGCAACCAGCAAGGUGGUACGCCUUUUUGGCGUUUAACUAUCAAACUGCCUAAUUUUGUGACUGCAGUAAGAAUGGUGAACCGCUGCGAGCGACGCGCGGUGGCGUGCGUGCUGCUGGCCGUGACCGCGGUAGUGGCCGCUGCCUCCUACGACCGCGAGCGUCUUGAUAUCGCCAAGCAAAUCCUGGAGGAGGUACCGCUUACCGACGGCCAUAACGAUCUGCCCUGGAACAUCCGCAAGUUUCUUCGCAACCAGAUCAACGAGUUCGAACUGGACACUGACCUGACCGUCGUCGAGCCCUGGUCCAAAUCCAAGUACUCUCAUACUGAUCUACCCAGACUGAGGAGGGGCAUGGUUGGAGCUCAAUUUUGGUCUGCGUUCGUGCCGUGUGCCACUCAGAACAAGGACGCCGUGCAGCUGACGCUUGAGCAAAUCGACGUCAUCAAGAGACUGGUUGAAAAAUAUCCGAUGCAAAUGCAACUGGCCACUUCUGUUACCGACAUCCUGCAAGCUCACAGCGCCCGACCGCGUAAGAUAGCGUCCUUGAUCGGCAUCGAAGGCGGGCACUCGAUCGCCAACUCUCUGGGCGUCCUGCGCAGCUACUAUCAGCUCGGCGUGAGAUACAUGACCCUUACACACACCUGCAACACUCCGUGGGCUGAUUCGUCUAAUGAAGCCCCCGUCGUCGAUGGACUUACGGAGUUUGGGGAGAAAGUGGUGAAAGAGAUGAAUAGACUCGGCAUGUUGGUGGAUCUGUCUCACGUCGGUGAGAACACCACGCGUGCGGCUAUCCGCCUCUCCAAGGCCCCGGUCAUCUUCAGUCACUCUUCAGUGUACAACCUUUGCAACCACAAGCGAAAUGUACCCGAUGACAUCAUUCAAUCUUUGAAAGAGAACGGCGGCAUCAUAAUGGUGAACUUCUUUCCGGAUUUCGUGAAAUGCGCACCCAACGCCACGCUCUCCGAUGUCGCGGAACAUUUCCACUACAUCAAGAAGUUGGUUGGCGCGGACUUCGUCGGCAUCGGAGGUGACUUCGACGGCGUCAAUCGCGUCCCCCGCGGCCUGGAGGAUGUGUCCAAGUACCCAGAGCUGUUUGCUGAGUUGCUGCGCAGUGGCCAAUGGAGCGUGCAGGAGCUGAAGAACCUCGCCGGACUCAACAUGCUGCGCGUCAUGCGGCAAGUGGAGAAGGUACGUGACGAGAUGCGUACCAACGGUGUGGAGCCCGAGGAGCACCCCGACUCUCCCACUGACAACGGCAACUGCACGAGCAACGCCUUCAACAGCGACUACUAUUAGACCACACAUAUAACUAACAACUACUCACAUAGGACUAUUAAUGCGGCAUAAUAAAAAAGCUCACCUAUACAUUGUCGUAGUAAAAUUAUUUAAUUUGGUAAAUAUAAAUGCGACCGGUUGCGUUCAUUUCAUGCACACAUACGUUGUGAUUAUAUUAUGAUUGUAAUAUGAUGUAAAGUUCUCGGAAUCGAAAUUUCGAAUUUCAAAUAAGCGCAUGAAAGCGGAUUUCAUAGCAUUUAAACAUUGCAAACUCAUUUAUCGAUAAAUACAUACGUAUGUGUGCAUUUGUAACGAGUAGAGUAUUUUGUUUGUAAAUCGGUUCAUUUUUGAAGUUGUGAGGUAAACGUUUAUUAUGUGAAAAAUAUUAAACCGGACGAUUUCUGGUGACGUAGCCUGCUUACUAUACCUUAACAGAUUAAUAUGCAUAGUUGAAUAGGCCCAUUAGUCACACGGCAAAAUGAAUCGUAUACCCUUCGAUUUAGGAUCGAAGUUGUUUGUAGUCGGUGUUGUAGAUGCAUUCUAGAUGUACGGACUCGGCACUCUACACGCGCUUGUACGAACUACACUUCUAGUAGGUACUUGUAUGUGUUUCUGUUGUACUGUUAGAUGUAUCCGCCUUCUAUGGAUACUAACUUAUUCAAUAUACAAUUAGACAUUUUAAGGAAGACAUAUUUUUCGACUAUCUUCUUAUUCGGAGCCCUUUACUUUGAAUUUAUUUUAUCAAGUCAUCUUACCAAAGAUGUGCAUUUGGUGGUUGACUCACAUCGCCACGAAAUGCUGCUGCAACAACAUUAAUUAUACUUAGACAAUUUUACAAAAAAAUAAUCAUAAUUUAUCUUAUAAUUUUUUAAGUUAUUGUCUUUUUAGUUAGAGAUAUUUGGAGCAUUAAAAUAAUUUUCUUUCAAGUAAACAAGUUUUAGUUCAAUCUGAAUACAUCGUAUCGACCAUUAUAAUUUGGAUUAUAAUUAAACCUGUCACAUAUUUCUCUUCAUUAUUUGAAUAAUUUUACCACAUUCAUUCGUAACUAAUAUCAAAGCCCUGAUUAGAAUUCAAAUAAAAUGUUAUAAAAUUUAACACUGAUCGUAAAAGUGGAACAAAUUGUAAGCUGUAUGUGUAACUCUGUAUGUAGCACAACGCACGAAUCUAUUCAAUGUUUAAGAUGUCUAAUUUUCUUAUUAAUCUUAGUUAUCAAGAAAUCCACGUUCAAAUAAUGUUGAUUCCUCAUACGACAUAGUAAUAAUACGCUGGCCUGUUGUGUUUUAAAAGGCCAAUCAAACCUUGUGAAUUCGAUGAAUACCACAGUACAAUUAAGUAUUGAACAAUUGCAGUAUAAUUCGGUUAAAUUGUAAAUCAAAAGUAUAAAUAUUUAAAUUCGAUCAGCACACAUGUUCCACGGAAUUUUAAUGAACUGUAAUGGGCAAAAAUCGAUCUCAAUAUUGAGGUUUAAACGUAACAUGGUUACAUUUCAUUUAGAAAAAUGGCUUGUUGUUAGGAGUAACGACUGAAAUUUUUUGAACCUUUAUUAUCUAGCAAUGACUAUUUCGUCUAAGAUCUGGCUGUUAUUUUGUGAUUAGUUUUGAAUAAAUUUUUGUAUGUAUACAUAUAUAUACCUCUUCGUGCACAAGCGCACAUUGGUGUUUUAACUUAAGUUAGUCCUUUUUCUUGAUAAGAUUUUUUUUAAUUUAAAUGAAUCUUAGUACUUAUUAAUUUUAUGUUUUUAAUCAAUUUAAUAAUUGCUGUCUGUCAAUUAUGUUUUUCUUUUUGUGUAUUUAUUCUGUUCUAUCGAUGAUGGCUUUUUUUCAUUUCCAAUACUUAUAGUUAAAGCUAUGUGCGCUUGUAUGUAAGUUGUUGGGCGUGUUGUGUGAUGGCAAGUUUUAAUCCUGUCGCGCUCACUACUGCCCUCUACGAUGCCCCGACGGUAUCCCCCGGUAGCGAACAACGCGCCUUACAACAAUUUUCUGAAGUGUUUUAUAUUUCAUACACGAUUUAAGACUAAAUAAACACGAUUGAUAUAUACUCAA